Priapulus caudatus is the source of this 666-nucleotide messenger RNA. RefSeq names its product protein furry homolog-like. The transcript has 5 exons. Bases 1 to 666 code for a protein of 221 amino acids. Lineage: Eukaryota; Metazoa; Priapulida; Priapulimorpha; Priapulimorphida; Priapulidae. The record is from RefSeq and is a predicted model, not a curated record.
AUGGUGGGUUCAGAAGGGUUGCAGUGGGUUCAGAAGGGUCAGGAUGAGGUCAGAAGGGGCAUGGUGGGUUCAGAAGGGUUGCAGUGGGUUCAGAAGGGUCAGGAUGAGGUCAGAAGGGGCAUGGUGGGUUCAGAAGGGUUGCAGUGGGUUCAGAAGGGUCAGAUGAUGCUAUGCUCGGUGCUGGAGCAGCACAAGUUCUGUGUGCUGGAGAUACAGGAGCACUUUGAGACGUACUCAGAGCGUCGCGAGCAUGCUGUGGAAUGUCUCGACGGAAUCAAGUCCUCGCUGAAGCUGCAGUCACUCGGCGAGACCAUGCACAACUUCUCCGGAGAGGAGCAGAGAGUGGAGAUGUGUCGAUCGCUCUACAAGCUCCACUUCCAGCUGCUGCUACUGUUCCAGAGUUUCGCAAAGCUGAUAUCGCUGCUGCAGACUGGUUGCAAACUUGCACAGAUCAGUGAUUUCUCGCGCGACGUCUCCUGCCUGCAGCAAGAUCUACGUAAGGCCAUCCACGACCUUGAACACGGUCACAUCGAGCACACGUCGCCGCUGCCCCCACUCGACCUCAUGACCUUUGACCAGAGCCUCGCCGAGUGUAACUUGGCUGAGCAGCUGUGCAAGGGGAAGCUGAUCGGAGCGGUGAAGCUCUUGCAUACCUACAGCAAGUAA